Molecule: messenger RNA, 6910 nt
Organism: Odontomachus brunneus
Lineage: Eukaryota; Metazoa; Arthropoda; Insecta; Hymenoptera; Formicidae
Exons: 7
Coding region: 1266-2732 (488 amino acids)
Source: RefSeq, a predicted model, not a curated record
AAGAUUUUGUACAAGAUGAUGUUAUCGGAGUCCUAAUUAUUCAUAAUCCUUAUUAUUAAUAAAAUCCUAAUUGUCAUGACUUAUCAGACUUGUUAACACCAUUUUAACAAAACAAACAACAGACUGAAAUCAACCUGAUCAGAACUAUGGGACAAAUUUCUAGUCGAGAAAAGGGAAGGAAAGGAUCUUCUCAAAGCAACAGAGGGGGAAGCAGUGAGAGAGAGAGAGAGAGAGAGAGAGAGAGAGAGAGAGAAAGAAAGAGAGAGAGAGACUGAUUGGGGUGUUAACAGAUAUUUGAGAAUUUAAUUCCGCCGUAUUUUGUCAAUUUUCAAGCGAAACCUGCGAAUUCCUUCGGCAAGAAAUUCAAUCAAUUAUAAUCAGCGAGUGUCUCGCAGCUCUCAUUUUUACCGGCGACGUGCAGUGUACAUCGGAUGUCAUAAGCAAAAAUCGUCGCAAAUAAUGAUUAAUGCCAGCGGGUAGGGUCGGUUAAAUUGGAAGAGUAAUGUAACGUACUCCGUGCCCCUGACAUCGCGUUACUCUCAAUAUUGCACGACGAAUAAUUCAGAAUUUUCGGAAUUAAUUCAGAGCGAGGCGCAACGUCGUGGCUUGCGUCGAACGCUACCUCACGCUCAUGCGCGAGUGCAGGGCCGAGAACGACGCCGUCAUCCCUCGUAAACGGGCCGUCGAUGUAUUUCGAGUGGCAGAUAAAACGUGACGUCAAUAUUAUCGCAAACAACUAGGAGAUUUGUCGUGCAGAUUUCCCCGUGAAAUUUCCUGUCGACUCUCCUGUUUCCGUCCGUCUUCCCCGAACAUCUCUCCUCUCUUCCACGAUCACCUCGUCGCCCAUACCACCGUCUACGUCGCCUCCACCAUCACCGCCGUCUCCGAGUACGGCCCUGGCGUCAGCCUGGCGGCGACGGAGGCCGCAACGAAGAGGCGCUCCUCGUCGUCACUCACGAUGGGAUGAAGUCGCGUUUUCUGCUGGCUCGCCUUAUCGCCGCCACACAAGCAUUUGUGAUUAACGCGCACCGCGUUCUGUUAUCGUCAUCGUCGUCGUCGUCGUCUUCGUCAUCGUUGCUGUUUGUCGUUGUCGCCGAUGGUGUAACUGAGCACGCCGGGCAUUUGCAGAAGAAACACGACGGGCCGUGACACCUGGGACAGGCGUCUGCUCUCCGAAGGUGGGCGCUGGCAGGUUAGGUUUUCGUGAAGGAAUAACGGAAGAGACAGUCGCAAAGCUGGCGGGCCUAACGAGCUGCGUGUCGACGAUGAUGGACGAUGAGGAGCAAGAGGAGCUCCGUUGCACGGGGAGUGACGUCGAGAUUGAGGAGUACACCGACACCGAGGAAUCGCCAUAUGUCGCUUAUCAAGCCGGUGAUAAGCUGUUCGAUACCGACCGCGAGAACUGGCAGAAGUUCCGCUUCCUGGCGAGCCUGGUGUCCGUCGCGGUAUCAGUUACCGUCCUCGUUAUCAGCUAUCCGCUUUAUCUCGAGAGCGUUGGCGCUGUCUCCAGCGCUUACACAGGACUCCUCUUCACUGCUCUGUGCUCCGCCUGCAUUCUGGGGGUGGUGUAUUUCGUCGUGGACAGAGUGUCACCGCCACCGCCGCUGAUUCCGAACAGCCUGCGAGUCAAGAUACCCUGCGACGAUCUGCUCAAAAUUGGCUUUCUGUACGCCACUUCGGGAGUCUUCAUCAGCCUUUCCCUCGAUCGAAACAGAGUACUGUGUCACUUGCAGGACCCGAUAAAAGGCAUCACCCUCGUCUUCUCCCUCGUUUACUACUUCUUUUUUUGCCGAAAAAUGAUGAGCUUGCAGCGAAUAUUCUCGAGCACGACUAUAAUAGUGGGUCUGUUCAUAAGUGUCGAUUAUGGUCUCUGCGACGAAUUCCGUUGUCGCGGAAGGGAGGUGUCUUCGCACACAACAGCCACCAUGAAGGGACCCUGGGGUAUCCGAGUGCUCUGGACUUUCGUUUACGUGGGCGGUCUCGCUGCUUUCGCUAUGUUCUUCACCAUGCUCGAGCGGCACUACACCACCGCGCAACAAAAUGUAUGCCAGAUGUUGACGACCCAGCAUAAUUCUUUCCUCUACACGGUGUCCCGCUUGGUGUCUUCCCGCGACAUUCGCCGUCGCGGCUCCGAAGAGGAGGGCGGUCGGCUCCUCCACGUGACCGACCCCGACCCCACGAUAAAACCGAAAAACUACCCCAAGCCGCCGGUUCUGCGAACCCUCUUUUACAUACACGUCAUCGCUUUCUUCGCGAUUCUGGCGGUCUGCUGGCUCGACACAGUGCCCGGCUUCGGUAGGGGUCUGUCGCCUGUAGAACUGUACCGUACCGUUGAGCACGGUGUGGUGUGUCACUUUAAGGGUGGCAAGCUGUGCUCGAACGUGUCCAGCCAUGGAUGGACGUUUCUAUUCGCUUACGUUGUCUUCUCGAUCUCAAUGCUCAACUUUUUGUCGUUAUGCGAGAGCGCGGUGUUCAGCGUGGCCGUCGCGACCGUGUCGCUCCCGUUGUCCGGCAUCUGGUGGAGCAUCUACAAGAUGGACAUCGGUUUACACGGCGCAGGUUCCAUCUCCUGGUCGCCGUCGGUGACGGGCGAGCUGAUUUGCGCCCUGCUCGGUCUUCCAGUUGUCCUGCUGGGUCUUGGCCUGCUCGUCCGGUCACACUUCAGGGACACGCAGCUUCCUUACCAGACCAUCCAGUCGCCUGACAUCCAGCGCGCGCCUUGCCACAGAUGAAUCUCUUUCUAGCAGUUGACUCGACCGCGCGGUGAGAUUCAAGCCACGUGCGGUGAUCCACGGAAAUGAAUCCCGAUCGGCUGGACGGAACGACGACUCGUUCGCCGUCGAGUCGAUCGGCACGAACGACUCGACGAAACAAAAACAGAAUUCACCGAGCCGAAAUAAUAAUGUUAUUGUUGUUGCAAUUGACAGAUAUAUCUUGUCGACGUUCUUCCUUCGAUCGCGAGGAUCACGGGAUCCUCGAUUCGCUUACGUUUCGCAAUUUGCCGCGCGCGUCCGUGAAAUUCCUCCUCCCGCGCGCGGAAGUGUGCAAAUUCGCGGCGCGCGCGCGUGCGCACGCGCUGUGAUAAGAAAAAGCGCCGGUAUCGGUAAAACUCCCCCUCCGUGAAAAGAAGGAAGACGAGGAAGAAUGCGAUAGCGCGGGGAAGGAAGGAGAGAGCGAUCAAUAUUUCCUAUGUAUUUGCCGAAUGUGAACAUCCGCGUCACACAACGUUAUAGCCAAUUUAUAUUUUAUUUUGAUAACGAGAUGUUUUAUAUUUUCGAACAAGUUCAAAUUACACAUGUUGAGAACUGGGUAGCAAAAUAACGACUAAAAGCGCGGAAAGUACUUUUUUAGCUACGAGCCCGCAUGCACAGGAGCCGACCCGGCGAAGGACAUUCCACUCAUUGAAUUUCCGCGCGCUUUCUUGCGAUCUAGAGGACCCUAGUAAGUAGCAUUAUUAAACUACCGGGUAUUGUUAUAAUCGUGAAAUACGUCAAAUAAUCGUUAAAUAAUUGUGUGAGGCCAACGUAUAAAAUAAGGAACAGAAAUUUCCGCCCUUUUCGAUUUCCACUCGCGUGUCUGUUUUAUAUGAGGCAGCUCUCCUUCGCAGCCCUGUGCAUGCGGAUUAGACGAUAGUAACGUACUUUGCCAAAGAUAAAAGGAAAAAAGGAAAGGGAGAGAGACUGCUGCACAGUUUGCAGCUUCCACGUUGAUACUAAAGUAAUAAGCGAGUGACUGAGAUACGUGCGCACGCGUAUGUGUGUAAAGGACAUCCCACUAACGUUAGACAUUUACUAGAAUCGGUAACUUCAGCGCACAAACUGUCUCGAACUAGUUGCAUCCCGGUGGUUAACAGCACGUACGACCGUACUACAGGACCGCGUAAAAUUCAAUUCGCGCGGCGAACAAAAGUUUCUAGAUGACGUUAACAAAACGUUAACGUGCCGUUAACAAAAAUUCCCGCCAAGCCGUGUCUUCCUCCUGCAGCCGGAGCGCCGAUUACGUUUGCUGCGCGUGUCUCCGUGCCCAUCGUGUGCGCGUGUAUGAAGUGUAAUUCAUUUUUCUUCUCGCGCUUGCACGUACAAAAAUCCAUACUGUAUUCUAGUAACUUGCUACUUGUUUCUAAUAUUAUGUAUAUUUUAUACAUCCGCGAGUCUAUCGUGAAUUCAUCACGAGCAUAAAGAGUGACGCCAACAUGUACCCCAUUUAAAAACAUUUUAAAAAUUCAAAAUGCUAUAUUUAAUAAAAUUAAAUGAAGAAUUUAAUGGUAUAAAUUCCAUGUUCCAAACUAAUCAGAAGUAGAAAAUUUCAAUUGAAACAUCAACGUCCAGUUGAUUUUGGAACAUGAAGUGCAUAGGAAAAUGCACUUUAACCUACUCACAAAACAAAAAAACAGAAAUAUUCAAAUUGUUUUUGAUUAACUAUUUUAAAAGCUAGAUUAAACAAAAUUCAACUUUUGAAAUGAAAUGAAAAAAACAUAAAGAAAGUAGCCUAAAAUUUGGAACUUUUUCGAACCGUAGUGCUGAAACGGUACACUAGGCGGCUCUAAAACUUAUAUCUUUGUAAUCAACUCAUCAAGGCCUUUAAUUUGGUGCCCAUUUUAAGUACAUUUUUCACUGCACAGAAAUGGGGCACAUGGCCUAUGGAUCAGUGGCAUCACUCUUUGCCAAAAAUAUACUCUAAAUCCUAACAAAUUUCAAUCGAGAACAUUCAAUUAAAGCAAAAAUUCGGUUUGCUUAUUAUACAGAGUCGAACCAAUUUUGUCUUGGAUAGAGUUUUGUAAUAUUCAUUCAUUGUAAAGUACAUUCUUUUCUUUUGAGUACACGAUAAUGAACUUUUCUUAAGUUUGUGAUAAGUAUAUUUUAAGACUAUUAUGAAGAAGAGUUCUUUGUUGAAAGAAUAGCCAUUACUUAAAGGAAGGAAAGAAAACCAAGUCUCGCUUUUCUUAGCGAGAAUAACAUUUUUCUGUAUGCACGAUUUCCGAACGCAGUUCAGAAUUUGCAUUACAUUCCCAAAUUUCUCUUAAAUUUGCUGUUAUUUUAGUCAUCGCAUGAUGUUUUCUCGAAUGUGUCUCGCAAUCUUCUUGAGUCCUUUUUAAUUUUCCAUCGAUUGACAAUAAAGCUCGCUGGCUUUUUUUGCUAUUAUUAUAUUUUUCUCUAAGUUUGUUUCAGAUCUUUUUUUCCAUUUUCGUCAUUUUUAUAUUCUCAUUCUUCGCACACAUUGACACCACUUAUGUCAAUGUCUUCCCUCAAAUACAAAACGUCCAAACAUAAAUGUUUCUCUUAAAUUCUUCCGCAAUUCUAUUUCCACUAUUGUUUGUUCACACACUUUUUGAAUGACAUCCGUCAGUUAUCGCGAAUUUCUAUCGAAUUCUUUGUCUUUAUCGACUCUUUACUCUAACUUUAUACUCCUCCUUCUCCCCGAAGUGAAAAUGCUGAAUAAUCAAACUUCUAUGAAAAAAAAGAAAAAAAGGAAAAUCAAAAGUUCAAAAGCGGCUCAGAGUGAUCUCAGAAUGAACGAAAAAAAUUAUUCGUGCCAAACUCGUGAGUCCCGAGCGAUUCAACUUAAGCUAAAUAUUUAAGCGUUUGCAUAGUGGUCGUGUUACUAUUUCAAAAUAAUAAUAAUAAUAACGAUAAUAAUAACUAUAGUAAUAAUGCAUAAGUGUCGUUAUUCAUGUGUCAAAUCGACGCGCGGCGUAGUUCGUUGACAGCGAUUACGAAUUCAGGCUGUAAGUUAAUUAGCUUAUAAGGCAGAGGAGGUGAUUUUAACUUGUUGGAAGUGUGUCAAUCGUAUUCUAUCGAGGAAAACGGAAAGCUAUACGUCCACAUUUUUUACAAUAGCAGUAAUAGCGAGGCGUUUCGAGGGAAAGUAAUUAACGCGGCUGACUGAGUGCAACGAUAAUAAAACUAGCACGCCACUUCUUGUUGCAGUCAGUAGCUACGCCGAUGUAAAUCGACUACCGCUGAAUGUCGUAGUAUAUAGUAGCCGUCGUAAUGAAAUUAGAUAUACUCGUGCUGUGUAUUUGGCGUAAAAGUAAUCAGGAUAAUUGAGAGCUCGGGUGCGCGAUGAAACGACGACGAGUUCACUUCAAUUCGCGAAACCUCUCUCCAUGGAAAGUGGAGGGACAUCAAUGUCUCUUUAUUGUGCCAAACGCGACACGAAGGUAAACUCGGAUCUUGAGUUUUUCUCUAAAUGAAUCUCUCGUGUUUUAUUUUCGCCGUAAUUGUUUCCUUCUCGAAUCCAAUAGCAAUAACGAGUGAACGUAAUUCUCGCGAAAUUCCAGGCUCACCGUUGCUUUGCACCGUGCCGAAGCUCUCAAUUCCGAACGUGUACAAGGACGAGUUUCUCCUUCGUAUACUUUCUAUAGAUACAUACAUCUGUUUGUUAACUCUAUGAGGUAUGAAUAUGCGACGUGUAGCGCAGAGAUAUAAUAAUUUAUAUAGGGGUGCCAAUAUAUAUAAUAUAUCUAUACACAUAUAUAAAUAUGUAUACAAGCUGCGCGAUUAACUUAUUACACAACGUGUUAUACAACAACCAAGAGUUCAGAAAAAGGAAUUGAAGUGCAAUUUGAAAUCUCGUUAUUUUCUUGCUCGUUCCUACUUGAUACCGCGAUGAGUAUUCAAAAAGCGUUUGAUUGCACGUCUGAAACUUCUCGCAGCUAGUCCAAUUGGACACUGAGAUGCAAUAACAAUCGACGGUUACGUCGACGUCGUUGUCAGAAUUUCGUGCGAAAGUAUGGUCAAUCAAUUUCACAGAUAGGUAUACAAAAUAUAACAAAACACUAAGGUGAAAGUACCGAUAUCAGGACACUGAUAACAUCGAUAUCGAACUCUGGACAUUCUUAUUGUUUUGGUCUUUAUAUGGAGAGAAUUUUAUUGUAUAAAAGUUACCAUAAAACAUUGUAACUGAGGAA